Messenger RNA from Histoplasma mississippiense, 1068 nucleotides. RefSeq lists its product with no specific name. The record is from RefSeq and is a predicted model, not a curated record. The transcript has 7 exons. NCBI's taxonomy places the organism in Eukaryota, Fungi, Ascomycota, Eurotiomycetes, Onygenales, Ajellomycetaceae. Bases 1 to 1068 code for a protein of 355 amino acids.
AUGCAAAAACAUUGCUGCCAAUCGCACCUGGAAGAAGCGCAAAAGGACCAGCUGCGCCGUGAUGGCUUAAAAACCAGGAAGAUGAGGAAGAGGAGGUCCAUGCUUGGCUGGUUCCCAGUUGGGUUGGGCGAAGGGGCUCAAUCUGAGUUCUUUGUACAGGAAGCAGUCAAGUCAAAUUUUGUAAACAUCGCUAGCCAUACAUCAAUGGGAAACGUGGAGGGCAGGGGCCAUUUCUCCGAGCCUGCUCAAUUCGCCCUUAUCCAUCCGAUCCCUGAAAUUGUCCCUAGCAGCCUACGAGUCCGUAAAAUGGUGCGGUCUUUCACGGUCACUCCUCGUCUGUCUGGAAAGGGGACCAUUAGCGUAGACGGGGGACUAAAGUUGGAAUUCUUCGUCACCUCACAAGCCAACCCGCCAGAAACCCUCUCGCAUAGAGAGAGCCGCGAGCUGUGCAAAACCAUCGAGUUGAUAUACGCGCGAUUGAUUAUUGCAGAGGACAUCAUCAGCGCUCUAGAAGCAGGCCAUUAUUUGGAAGAGGCAUUCGGCGGUCGCAUUUGCAGCUUAAGGGAUAUAAAACGGCGCCUACGACCAUAUCAGCAACAUGACCGACACGAGUCUCGGCCACACCUGCACAAGUGCCCUGCUGCACGAUGUCAGCACCAGUUUGAGACUGCCGAUAACCUGCCACGGCAUAUCCGAUAUACAGCUGAUCUUAGCCACCGCACAACAUCCAACUUGCUGCCCGUCAAGGUAGAAAGCAAAAUCAGCAUUGUUGAAGGGACCGCGGCGGACAAAGUUGACGAGCUUCCCUUUCAUGUCGUAAUGCAGCCAUCGUCGACCGGCUCCGAAAUGUCUGCCUUUGAUUACAGUGUCAAUUCCAUUGCCGAUCCCAGUUCAAUUCACUCUUCAUAUAUCGGCCCCAGCGGAUCCAUCUUCGACUACAGUGUUGAUUCCAUGGCUGAUUUCAGUUCAAUUCACUCCUCGUCUAUUGGCCCCAGCAGACCCAUCUUUGACGACAGUGUCAAUUCCAUUCAGGUGUUUUAUGAGACAUGGUCAGCGGUCGCUCCAUAA